Messenger RNA from Aphidius gifuensis, 1208 nucleotides. RefSeq names its product NADH dehydrogenase [ubiquinone] 1 beta subcomplex subunit 10 (gene ND-PDSW). The record is from RefSeq and is a predicted model, not a curated record. The transcript is spliced from 4 exons. The coding region runs from base 157 to 636 and encodes 159 amino acids. Lineage: Eukaryota; Metazoa; Arthropoda; Insecta; Hymenoptera; Braconidae.
AAUUAAAAUAAAUAAAAAAUAUAUAUCACCUCUGUUUUUUUUUUUUUCAUCACUGCCAAUAUUGUCGUCACUUUUUUCAACAAUAACCAUAUAUUUAUUUGUUUAUUAUAAACAAUAAAAUUCAAGAUCUAAUUGGCACAAGUUGGAUCUAUCAACAUGGCAAAAGUGGAUCCAAUUAGUAGAUUUAUUGACUCAAUAUACAGUGUUCUUGAAAAACCUGUCAUCUUUUUCCGAGAAAAAAUUGUUGAACCAAAUCAACAACAGUAUCCAUGGUACCACAGAAAAUAUCGUCGUGUUCCAACAAUUGAUGAAUGUUACACUGAUGAUGUAGUUUGUCAUUUUGAAGCUAAUAAUCAAUAUACAAGAGACAAGCUAGUUGACAGUGAAAUUUUGUCAAUUUUAAGACAGAGACAUGAAGAUUGUCAAAUUUACAAUUGGGAAGACAGAGAUGUCUGUGAUCAUUUGUACGAAAUUUAUGAACAAAAUGCUGCAAGUUACAUGGCUAAACAUGGUGAUUUAGGAGCUUAUCCAAAUGUUCGUAAUGCUUUUAUGAAGCAAAAACAUCGUAUGAUCUGGGAAAGAAGGCACGGUCCAGUUGGUACAGGAAUGAAAAAUCAAGAAAAUGUAAAAACAUAAUUUAAUUAUAAUUAUGUAUACAAACGUAAUAUUAAAACUGUAGAUAAUAACCAAGAACAAAUAAUUGUCACGAUAUUAAUUAUUAUUGUCAAUGGCAUUUUGAUAAACCUGAAAUAAAUCAUUUUUGGAUUUAAUAAAAUGUUAUACUCCUACAAUUGUUCAAAAAAAAAAAUUAAUUCUUAUUAUUUUAAAUCACCUUCAUUUACAAUUAUUUAUAAUUUAUUUUUAAUGUUAUUUAAAAAGUGCAAAGAAAAAAUAACAACAUUUAUUAUUUGCUCUCAUUUAAAUAUCCAAAUUUUAUUUUAUUUUUUUUUUUUUAAUUUCAAAUUUUAUAUUCAUUACAAUCAGCAGUUUUAAUUCUUUCAAUAUUUCACUUGUUCGUUAUGACAAUAAAACAUUUAAACAUGAAUUACUUGAAAUUAAAUAUUUAAUUUCAAAUUUACUAUGUCAUCAAGACAAUAUUAUUUGUUUUUUUUUUUUACAUAAAUUCGUUGUUGGGUUUAUUCACUGAUUAAAUCAAACGAGAAAAAUUCAUAUAAAAUUUGUUUUAUCAAGCAGAAAAAAAAAAAAAA